CGCGGGUCUCGCGCAGUCGUCUGUGCUUUGUGCUCUGUGGGUCAUUAAAGUUUAGCCAUGAACAUCUCAAUGCAACUAGCUGUCGUCAUCGCGGCCGCGUGUCUUUGCCUAGCGGAGGGCGCGCCCGACAUCAGGAUUGUGCGCGGGAAGCAACAACGGCCGACCCGCGGCUUUAAAAACGUAGAGAUGAUGACCGCUAGGGGGUUCGGGAAGCGGGACAGACCAUCGACAAGGGCCGAACGUGACGUAGAAAACCAAUCUUCAUCGGAUCGGUCGAGUCGUGGCGUGCCCACGUUCAAAAGCCCAACAGUGGGCAUCGCAAGGGAUUUUGGGAAAAGAACUAUGGACCAGGAUGGUGAAGAUCAAUACAACCAAUACACAUCACCAGAACAAAGAAAGUUUAACCCGAAAUCCUCACUUCUGGUGGCACCGGAUUUCGGGAAAAGGUCCAACGACGACAACCCUGAUGAAGAAGAGCAAGUUAGGGUGACCAGAGGAGGCUUCAAGUCCAACAAAAUCCUCAUUGCGAGGGGUUUCGGUAAACGAAAUGACUUUCUUGACGAAGUGUACGGAUUAGACAACUUUUGGGAAACAUUGGAGGCUUCACCAGAAAGAGACGGCCUGGAGAGUAAUGAUGAAAACCGGUUGGAAAGCAUCCCCCUGGACUGGUUCGUGAAUGAAAUGCUCAACAAUCCGGACUUCACACGGUCUGUGGUCCGCAAAUUCGUCGAUCUUAAUCAGGACGGACUGCUUACUUCAGACGAGCUCCUUAGAAACGUGGUCUAAUUGUUUCACUACUCAAGUACCUAUUAUUUAAUUACUGUAUAUUUU
Amyelois transitella is the source of this 831-nucleotide messenger RNA. Its product is annotated as allatotropins-like. NCBI's taxonomy places the organism in Eukaryota, Metazoa, Arthropoda, Insecta, Lepidoptera, Pyralidae. The transcript is spliced from 8 exons. The record is from RefSeq and is a predicted model, not a curated record. Bases 58 to 786 code for a protein of 242 amino acids.